CUUUAAUUCUAGAACUUUUUGUCGCGUCGAAUCUAUAUAAUCUGGUGACUUUUCGUGCGCCGCAGUUUUUCCCCGAUUUACGUAACCAACUAAACACGCUCCGUGCAAUUAUUUAUUGAUUGUUCAGUCAGUGAAGACAUCACAUCUCAUCUCUCUAAUUUACAAUGGCUCGUCGUGGAAGAUCCCCAAGCCCAACCCCCAGGACUACCCUUCCUGCGAGGGCCCCACAAGCCGCCCCUGUCGCCGCUCCUCCAGCUCAGCCUCCGGCGAUGGCGCAACCUCAGCAACCAGGACUCUUCGCCCAGAUGGCUGCGACCGCCGGAGGCGUCGCCGUCGGAUCUGCCAUCGGACACACCGUAGGACACGCUGUCACCGGCAUGUUCAGCGGCGGAAGCUCCUCCGAGGCUGCACCACAGCAGCAAGCUGCUGCUGCCCCAGCUCAACAGCAAUACCCACAGCAAGCACAGGCUGGUGAGGCACAGGGUCCCUGCGCUUGGGAGAUCAAGCAGUUCCUGCAGUGCGCUCAGACCCAACCUGAUCUGACCCUCUGCCAGGGCUUCAAUGAGGCCAUCCAGCAGUGCAAGACCCGCAACAGUAUGGUCUAAUCAAUAAAAUCUAGCUUAAUUAAUUGAUUCAUAUUUCCGUCUCUUUCUAUCUCUCUCUGUCUCUUUAUUUCUGUAUUGCAGAUAUUCCAUAGAAAUGUCGUCGUGUUGCAGAAAUACGUAUUAAUCGUUGAAUGCAAGCGACGUAUAGAAAAUAUUUGAAAGAGCGGAACUAGUUUGAAAUAACAUUAGUGAAAGCGAUGAAUUAUAUAGAGAGGAAAACAAACAAAAAAAAACAAGAAAUAGCAUUGUUAAUACUUAUAUAUUUUUUUCUUUACGUACUUUUAAGUUGUAGCCAAAAAUAAAAAUUAUUAAUUGUAAAAAAAAUAAAAGACAAUGACCCUGUGUACAAAACGCAAUAGAAUAGAACGUGUGCCAA
Messenger RNA from Nicrophorus vespilloides, 981 nucleotides. It is a transcript of the gene Chchd2, whose product is annotated as coiled-coil-helix-coiled-coil-helix domain-containing protein 2. The record is from RefSeq and is a predicted model, not a curated record. Lineage: Eukaryota; Metazoa; Arthropoda; Insecta; Coleoptera; Silphidae. The coding region runs from base 165 to 605 and encodes 146 amino acids. Gene Ontology annotation, cellular component: mitochondrion; nucleus. Gene Ontology annotation, biological process: mitochondrion organization. The transcript has 3 exons.